CUUCCUGAAAACCAAAAAAGAACAAAACAAACAAAACAGGACAACAAAGUACGUCCAAGAAGGAAAAGGGUAUGUUGACUUGAACUUCUUUAAUUUUGUAAGCCACUGUAUGUGUAAAAAGCAUCAACCCAUAAUAAAUCUGUACGGUGCCAAAUUACAGUUAACAGCAGUUGUGACUUUGCAAUGACCAAGUAGAUCACCCAUAAGCCCCUAUUAGACAAAAGAAUAUUUAACUGCAGGCUUAACUGUAAUAGCAGCUGUAAGUUGCUGUUUUAGUUGCAGCAAAAUGUUUUACCCACAAGUAAAGUGAUUAAUAAAUUUAUUGUGGACAUUUUUUCUGCAAUUAUAGGAAUUAAGACUUCUGCAUAAAACGAGUCCUAGUACAGGGCAUAUGUGUAGCCUGAUUUUAAUGUGAAUUUUAAAAUCUCCUUCAGCUUUUCAAUGCACCAGUUAAAGUGGCAAGGGGGCAAGAAAAGCAGUUAAUGCGAGAACUUAACUACGACUUUGUAAGUGAUGAGGAAGAUGGGACAGAGGGAAAGUGGAUUAUAAGGUCACCAAGCUGGAGGUCUCCUAGGACCAAUGAAUUAACG
Molecule: messenger RNA, 590 nt
Organism: Porites lobata
Lineage: Eukaryota; Metazoa; Cnidaria; Anthozoa; Scleractinia; Poritidae
Source: the annotation of a GenBank genome assembly